AUCGAUAAAUCCCGAAUAAACAAUCAUGUCUGGACGUGGUAAGGGCGCUAAAGCCAAGGGUAAGGCAAAGAGCAGAUCAUCCCGUGCAGGACUUCAGUUCCCCGUCGGUCGUGUCCACCGAUUCCUCCGCAAGGGAAACUAUGCCCAGCGUGUUGGUGCCGGAGCCCCAGUCUACCUAGCCGCUGUGCUCGAAUACUUGGCUGCUGAAAUCCUCGAGUUGGCUGGCAACGCCGCCCGCGACAACAAGAAGACCCGUAUCAUCCCCCGUCACUUGCAGCUCGCCAUCAGGAACGACGAGGAGUUGAACAAGCUUCUUGGAGGAGUCACCAUCGCCCAGGGUGGUGUUCUCCCCAACAUCCAGGCUGUUCUUCUGCCUAAGAAGUCUGCUAAAUCAUCCAAGUAAAGAGUUCUCUUUGCUGGUGUCAACCAAACGGCUCUUUUCAGAGCCACCACAAAUUCAAGAAAGAACAAAAUCGUAUUUAGUCUCGUAUUUC
Molecule: messenger RNA, 494 nt
Organism: Lytechinus pictus (painted urchin)
Lineage: Eukaryota; Metazoa; Echinodermata; Echinoidea; Temnopleuroida; Toxopneustidae
Product: late histone H2A.3, gonadal
Exons: 1
Coding region: 26-403 (125 amino acids)
Biological process (GO): heterochromatin formation
Cellular component (GO): nucleosome; chromatin
Molecular function (GO): DNA binding; structural constituent of chromatin; protein heterodimerization activity
Source: RefSeq, a predicted model, not a curated record